Messenger RNA from Boleophthalmus pectinirostris (great blue-spotted mudskipper), 484 nucleotides. Its product is annotated as rho-related GTP-binding protein Rho6-like. Gene Ontology annotation, molecular function: GTP binding; GTPase activity. Gene Ontology annotation, biological process: small GTPase-mediated signal transduction. The coding region runs from base 152 to 448 and encodes 98 amino acids. The transcript is spliced from 2 exons. NCBI's taxonomy places the organism in Eukaryota, Metazoa, Chordata, Actinopteri, Gobiiformes, Gobiidae. The record is from RefSeq and is a predicted model, not a curated record.
UCGACAAUAUAAAGUUCCGCAGUGGCUCCUGACUGAUGAUCCUUCAGUCCCGCUCCGCCGCUGAGCCAUCUACCAACUUUAUCACUAUCUUUUUUGCACCAUCUUUCUUAAAUUCCUCGUCUUUUUACCCACCAACAGAUUUGAUUUAAAAAUGAAGGAGCGCAGAAUGACUCAGCCCUUUGUGUCGCGGUGCAAACUGGUUUUGGUCGGAGAUGUCCAAUGCGGUAAAACUGCGAUGUUACAAGUACUGGCAAAGGACUAUUACCCAGAGACCUAUGUCCCCACAGUGUUUGAGAACUACACCGCCUGUUUAGACGUGGAGGAGCAAAGAGUGGAGCUCAGUCUCUGGGACACAUCAGGUGAGUUUUGUCCUCCUCCAUCUUUUCUAAUAUUUGCAAUUGUUUGCUUUUACAUGACCUUUAAAAUACGUCCAUCUUAUAAUGGAUAGAAAGUACCUAAGUCUUCUUGCAGCACCUUUCUUGUU